Molecule: messenger RNA, 1197 nt
Organism: Lindgomyces ingoldianus
Lineage: Eukaryota; Fungi; Ascomycota; Dothideomycetes; Pleosporales; Lindgomycetaceae
Exons: 3
Coding region: 99-1031 (310 amino acids)
Biological process (GO): mitochondrion organization
Cellular component (GO): mitochondrion; membrane
Source: RefSeq, a predicted model, not a curated record
UGCUUUUGCUCCCACUCCAUCGUCGUCACCAUUCGCCCACUGUCUGGAACGACCACCCUUCAAUCCUCCGUAUCAGUCUUCGAUCCUUUACCCCCACAAUGUCUGCCCCAGACCCUCAAGAAGCCUGGCGCCGGCUUCAGACCGAGCUCUCGAGACGGACGCAGCGAUUCGGUAGACCCGGAGGUGGGCCACCAAAGGGUUCCAUAGGCGGUGGUUUGGCCCUCUUUGUGGUGGGAGGUGGUAUCUGGCUAGCAAGUAAUUCGCUCUUCAACGUCGACGGUGGCCAUCGAGCAAUCAAGUACACUAGGGUAGGCGGCGUCCAAAAAGAAAUCUACGCUGAAGGAACUCAUAUUCGAAUCCCUUGGUUCGAAACACCCAUCACUUACGACGUGCGCGCAAAGCCGAGGAAUGUCGCUUCUCUUACCGGCACAAAAGACUUGCAGAUGGUCAACAUCACCUGCCGUGUACUGUCCCGACCACGAGUCGAUGCACUUCCGCAGAUCUACCGUACGCUGGGCACAGACUACGAUGAGAGGGUUCUACCAUCGAUCGUAAAUGAGGUGCUGAAGAGUGUGGUUGCGCAAUUCAAUGCCUCACAGCUGAUCACGCAGCGUGAAAACGUCAGUAGGCUUGUGCGGGAUAACUUGGUGAGGAGGGCUGCGAGGUUUAAUAUCAUGUUGGAUGAUGUGUCAUUGACACACCUCGCCUUCUCCCCUGAGUUCACCGCCGCCGUCGAAGCCAAACAGGUUGCCCAGCAAGAAGCCCAACGAGCUGCCUUUGUCGUCGAUAAAGCGCGCCAAGAGAAGCAAGCCACAGUUGUCCGCGCCCAGGGUGAAGCACGAUCCGCCGAGCUUAUUGGUGAUGCCAUCAAGAAGUCCAGGUCCUACGUUGAUCUAAGGGAGUUUGAGAAUGCGAGGCAAAUUGCCCAAAUCCUGCAGCAAAGCCAGAACAAGCUGUACUUGGAUUCAAAUGGCUUGGGUCUCAAUAUUUCACAGACAAUUUCUGACAAGGAGAAGCGGGCUGCGAGGUAAGGUGGUAAAUAAUGGGCGGCCGGGGAAAGAAGCAUUGGGACUAGGGAGGAUGAAACCCUUUGUACAACGAUGGCUCUAUAUGUAAAAGUAGUAAAAGCUUCAGAGUGCCUUUCCACUCUUGUCUGAAAAUAGGGAAUGUUCAGGGCUUAAGUCAAGCAUUCAAGCC